AUGGCAACAGACGUUAGUUAUGCUGCCUCCAGCAUCCUGUCGACGGACAAUACCCGCGACCCCGAAUAUAACGAUUUCUCCUUCACCCCGUUUCUCCGGAAUAGUUUCGGCUUCGGUCUCGCCAGCGACGUCCCUGUCUGCAAAGCCUACAGUGAAGGCCACUGUCCUCUAGGACCUGCAUGUCCAGAUCGCCAUCCCACUCCAACACGCGUUACCACUUCCACGACUACUGCGUCGGGUCUUGCCCCGUCGACUACACACGGCUCCCUCGUCUGCAAGCAUUUCCUCAAAGGACUCUGCAAGAAGGGGUUGAAAUGCGAAUACCUACACGAAUACAACCUCCGGCGGAUGCCGGAGUGCCAAUCAUUCACACGAUCUGGAUACUGCCCCAACGGCGAUGAUUGUCUAUACCAACAUGUACGGGAACACGCUCGCCUCCCGCCGUGCGAGAACUACGACCAGGGAUUCUGCGAGUUGGGUCCGUUGUGCGCGAAACGCCAUGUCAGACGACGUCUGUGUCAGUAUUAUCUUGCCGGGUUCUGCCCGGAGGGUAGAGCGUGUCCCGAUGGCCAUCCUCGUUGGAACGAACAUUUGCCAAGACCAUCAUUGCGGGUGGAGAAGACGGAGGAGGAGCUGGAGCGGGAACGGUCGUUGAUUCGGGAGGAGCAGGAACGCGAAAGGGAAAGAGAGCGUGAGUGGAGGAAUGAACGGGGUCGGGGAGGUGGGUUUAUGCGUGGUCGGUUUCGCGGUCGGGGGCGCGGCUGA
Messenger RNA from Aspergillus chevalieri, 765 nucleotides. It is a transcript of the gene yth1, whose product is annotated as cleavage polyadenylation factor RNA-binding subunit YTH1. NCBI's taxonomy places the organism in Eukaryota, Fungi, Ascomycota, Eurotiomycetes, Eurotiales, Aspergillaceae. The record is from RefSeq and is a predicted model, not a curated record. The transcript has a single exon. Bases 1 to 765 code for a protein of 254 amino acids. Gene Ontology annotation, molecular function: RNA binding; metal ion binding.